CAGAAAGCUCUGAAGGGCUCCCAGUCGCAGGCUUCUGCAGUGUCCAGCACCCACCAUGAGGCCUCUGGUCCUGCUGUGGGGCUGCCUGGUGUUCCCAGGUUAUGAAGCCUUGAAGGGCCCAAAGGAGAUCAGUGGAUUUGAAGGUGACACCGUGUCCUUGCAGUGUACCUAUGAGGAGAAGAUGAAGGGCUACAGGAAGUAUUGGUGCCAGCAGGGUGGAAUCCUGCUGUCCCGCUGUGGUAACACUGUCUACACAAAUCAGGACCAGGAGGUGACUAGAGACAUGAUGUCCAUCCGAGACAGCCCCGAAGAGCUCUCGAUGACCGUGACCAUGAGGGACCUUACCCUGAAGGAUUCAGGGAAGUACUGGUGUGGGAUUGACAGACUGGGCCGGGAUAACACUUUUGAGGUCACCCUCAUUGUCUUUCCAGGAAAAAGGGACAGUGCUGUCCCUGCUGGCACCUGCUGUCCUUCUCCCCCCACCCCCUCCUUCCAGCCUCUUACACCCACAAGGAGCCUGCAGCCCAAGGCAAAAGCCUGGCAGACUCAGCUCCCAGGACUGACUUCUCCUGGUCUCCACCCGACAGUCGUCACGGCCAGACAGGGGAAGACAGGGGUCAAAGCCCCUGUAUUCACCGAGGCAGCCCCAGCCUGGUCUACAGGAACUUCCCAGGUUCCGCCAGGAACCUCUUCAUAUGCUGGGAGCCCUCCUCACACAGCAACCCCAGCCCGAUCUGCAGGAACCUCCCAGGUUCCCCCAGGAAUCUCUCCAUAUGCAGGGAGGUCUCCUCACACAGCGACCUCUCCUCACGCAGGGAGCUCCCGCCCAGCCAUCUGGCUGCCCAUCACACCGCAGGACUCCAGGGCUGCAGCCAGCAGUGUCUCCAAGCCCAGUGUGUCCAUCCCGAUGGUCCGCAUGAUGGCCCCAGUCCUGAUACUCUUGUCUCUGCUGUUGGCUGCCGGACUGAUUGCCUUUGGUACCCACAUGCUCCGGUGGAGAAGGAAAGCUUGGCUGGCCACAGAGACACAGAAGAAUGAGAAGGUCUACCUUGAAACCUCGCCGCCGGGGAUCAGCUGGACCCCUGAAGACUCCACGAUAGACCUUGCAGUGUCUCCUGAAUGUCUCAGAAAUCUGAACCCUUCUGCUGUGCCCUCUCCUGAGACACAGAACCUCAGCCAGUUUACCGAGGAAGAGGCAGCUUGUUCCCGGGAUGCUGAAGAGGACGUGAUGGCACCCCCUCCCCUGCAGAUGUCUGUGGAGGAACUGGCCUGCUCCGAGUUCAUCUCUGUGUAACUGCAGAAUGUCCCAUGGUCGGUCAGGCAUUGUGAAGCUGAACGGCUGAGUUCACAAAUUCUCGGGCUCUACUCACAGCCCUCGGCUCUGUCCACCUUCCUUCCGGCUUCCUUUCAUGCCCCAGAUGGAGAAGUGUCUGUGGACCCUGCAGCCCAGGAUGGUACUUAACAAUUCCAGACAGAAGCUGGAACCUCUCCGUAUAUUCUAGGCCCUGGAAAGAAUUAAUGGGUGUGGGCCUUCAGCAGGGCCUGGCAAGGCUCCAUAGAUGAGGGCUGAGCUUGUGUGUGGUCCAGGAAAUUCCCUGGGCAUGGGUGCCCAGCAACAGUCCCACCUCCGAUCCUCGGAUCCUACCUUCACCUCCCUCCAAUUCUCCUGCAUCAAGUACUGUGGAGAAGACAACCUAUGUGUGCCUAUGAAACACCUGCAUCCUGGCCCUUUGGAAAAUAAUUAAAAUGAAAUUCUGUAGACCCA
This is a messenger RNA of Mastomys coucha (southern multimammate mouse), 1765 nucleotides long. RefSeq names its product CD300 molecule like family member g (gene Cd300lg). Bases 56 to 1294 code for a protein of 412 amino acids. The transcript is spliced from 8 exons. NCBI's taxonomy places the organism in Eukaryota, Metazoa, Chordata, Mammalia, Rodentia, Muridae. Gene Ontology annotation, cellular component: plasma membrane. The record is from RefSeq and is a predicted model, not a curated record. Gene Ontology annotation, molecular function: transmembrane signaling receptor activity.